AAUUAUUUGUGCUUUGCAAAUCCAAUCGAGAAGACGAAGUGUUGAAAGAGAUGAGUUCGUCUACACCUCUUAGACUCCUCUCCCAUACACCUUCAUUGCUUUCUCCUUAUCCUUCGCCACCAUUCAAAUCUCUAAACCCUAAUUUCAUUCGCCGCUCCUCCUCUUCUUCUACUACUAUAACCACCUCGUGUUCUUCCCAGUGUCAGCGAUUCAGAUCCUACUCUCCGUCUAUUCCCAUGUGCUUGCCUAAAGGCCAAGACAACUUAGAUAUUUGGAGAAAUGAAGAUGAUCUUGUUACAUGUGGGCUUGAAUCCGAUGAAGAUUCCGGGCUUCGGAUUCCAACUCAGGCUCAAGCUAUCGUUGAAGGCUCUGGCUCAGUUGCUGUCUCAGAGCUUAAACCCGCCGUUGAUGUAGAUUACAUACAAGAGCUAUUGGCGAUACAACAACAAGGGCCAAGAUCAAUUGGCUUCUUUGGUAUAAGGAACAUGGGUUUCAUGCAUCAGGAACUCAUCGAGAUACUUAGCUACGCCAUGGUUAUUACAAAAAACCAUAUAUACACUUCAGGUGCAUCUGGAACCAAUGCGGCUGUUAUCAGAGGUGCAUUGCGAGCAGAGAGACCAGAGCUUCUUACAGUGAUUUUACCUCAAAGUUUGAAAAAACAACCUCCUGAGAGCCAAGAACUCUUGUCUAAAGUACAAAACGUUGUAGAAAAGCCAUAUAAUGAUCAUUUGCCAUUACUAGAAGCCAGCAGGCUGUGUAAUAUGGACAUCAUAUCACAAGUACAGCAAGUAAUAUGCUUUGCGUUUCAUGACAGUAAGCUUCUCAUGGAGACAUGCCAAGAAGCUAAAAAUCUCCGCAAGAUUGUCACACUCUUCUACCUUGAUUGAUUCCACUAUAUCUUAUUCAAGGAACAGACAAGUAGUUGUAAAUUGUGAAUCUCAUCAAAAAAAAAACAUAGGAUUCAUUCUUUUGUCUAAAUUAUGAUUUUAUAGGAUUUUUAUUUCUCAAGCUUUGUAACUUCACAUGAUAACAUUGUUUCUAUGCAUUUCAAGUUAUUUGAGCUUAAUUAGAUAAUUGAAAACAA
Messenger RNA from Raphanus sativus (radish), 1084 nucleotides. RefSeq lists its product as uncharacterized. Lineage: Eukaryota; Viridiplantae; Streptophyta; Magnoliopsida; Brassicales; Brassicaceae. Gene Ontology annotation, molecular function: S-adenosylmethionine-dependent methyltransferase activity. The coding region runs from base 51 to 887 and encodes 278 amino acids. The record is from RefSeq and is a predicted model, not a curated record. The transcript is spliced from 6 exons.